Messenger RNA from Sphaeramia orbicularis (orbiculate cardinalfish), 5163 nucleotides. RefSeq names its product exonuclease 3'-5' domain containing 3 (gene exd3). The record is from RefSeq and is a predicted model, not a curated record. Gene Ontology annotation, biological process: nucleobase-containing compound metabolic process. Bases 93 to 2768 code for a protein of 891 amino acids. Gene Ontology annotation, molecular function: 3'-5' exonuclease activity; nucleic acid binding. Lineage: Eukaryota; Metazoa; Chordata; Actinopteri; Kurtiformes; Apogonidae. The transcript is spliced from 21 exons.
AACCAAAACUACCUGGACAGGAAGUGGCUCCUAGUCAAGCUAACUGAUACGAAAGUAACAACUGUGAUAGCAGUACCUUCCAGUGCAGAGAAAUGACCCAUGCAUCUCCAGAGGCUGUGGGUCUUGACCCUGCCGCGCUGAGAGACGAACUCUUCGAGCUAUGGAACCGGAAAGAUCUGAAGACGCUACAUUUGGCAGCCCUCCAGGGAUUUUCAAAGCUCCCUGAGCCCCUGGAGGCCAUACUAACAAUCUUGGAGGGCUGUCCAGGCAAACAGAAAGGUCGAGGCCACACCCUUGGCCAUCACAUCCUCAUGGAAUUCCAUACAUGGAUGAAGGAACAUCCUCAGGUGACCUUGAGUUCGCUAUCAGACCAACAAGCACUGGUGCUCCAGCGGAGAGCAUUGAGCUUAUUAACAGAUACCCAGCCCAGCUUUGUGGACAGUCUCAUCAGCAUCUACCAACUCUGUACCCUGGAUCCAUCCAUACUACAACUCCACAUUAAAAGUUUGCAGGCGCUUAAAUAUUAUAAAGAAGCAGCAGUUCUUGCCAUAAAACUGAAUUUACAGAAUGAACUAAAUAUGGAGGAGAUUUGUGUACCACUCAUCCUGCAGGAUAAGUUGCCUUUGGCGGAGUCUUAUGUCACAGGCCAUCAUCAUCUUGAACAACAACUGGUCACACUGCUUGACUCCUGGUGCCACCCCAGCUUCAGUGUGGAGGAGAUAAGAAAGCAUGUCACCUGCCUCUCUUUGUCCAGACACUCAAUGGGACAGAUCCAGCCGAAGCUGCUCACCAAACAUGUCCUAAGACUUGUUGAGAAAUUCAGUAUUGAUCAAGGACUGUGCCCAAAUGCUCUUCAUAAGAGAAGGCUGGACUCUCUGCGUUUCCUUAUGUACAAGCAUUUUGUGGAGAAAAGCAUGACAGAGGAGAAUUGGUGUGAUCAUGUGCAGUAUGUAGUAGGAAAUGACAGGGAACUGCAGAUCCAGUUGGUGGAGCUGUUAGUGAGAUACAGUUGCCUUCGGAAAGCUGCUCAGUGGUCACUGAGGUACAACGUCCCCAGACAUCGACUUCCAUGUGGAGUAUGGGAAACUCAACAAAGUCUACCACUUCAUCUGCAACAAGUACAACCAAGUGCUUCAUCACUAACCGAAGAGUGGAUGCCUCCAGAAUCUCAUCUUCAGAAGUUCUACCAGGUUCCACUCUCCCAAGAUCAGGUUCACUUUGUGGACACACCAGAGGCUCUACAAAGAUGUCGGGACAUUGUGCUCAAGGAAGGUGGUAUAGUGGGAGUUGACAUGGAGUGGCAGCCAACAUUUGGUUGUAUCUCAUCUGAGCAAGUUGCCUUGAUACAGCUGGCAGUGUCUGAUCACAUUUUCUUAUUAGACAUCUGUGCAAAAGGAUUCUGUCAACACCCAGAUACUGUCAGUUUCAUCAGGAGCCUGUUUUCUGAACAAAAUCUCCUUAAACUAGGUUAUGGUAUGGCAGGGGAUCUCAAGUGUCUCUUGGCCACCUGGCACCAGUUUUUAGAAGAGCCACUUAAGAUGGAAGGGGUGUUAGAUCUUCUGAAUAUACACCAAAAGAUCCAGCAAGGAAAGUCCAACAGGACUCAUAAUGGUCCUUCAGAGGUGCUGGUAGGAGAGAACUCUGCAGAGAAAGGCCUUAGUCUGCUGGUACAGCAGGUCCUCGGAAAGCCUCUGGACAAGACGGAGCAGAUGUCCAACUGGGAGAAACGGCCUCUCCGCAUCAGCCAAAUUAGAUAUGCAGUGGCUGAUGCCUACUGCUUGCUAGAUGUGUACGCUGUGCUUAGCAGGACUCCAGCGUCCUUCGGGCUUCCAGCUGACCUGCGGAGCAUCUCACCAAGCCAGUCAGAAAAGGGCAAAGACAAGAAACAGAAAAAUAAACAGGCCAAUGAGAUCAAACAGGCCUGCAACAAAAAGGAAUGUCAGGGAGCUCAAAGGGUCAGUCCCUCUUGCUCUGACAUAGAGAAAAGGCUCCUGUGUGGUGAAAAGCCCCGUGAAGACUCCCCUCCUUUACCCCCACAACAGUUGCGGGUGGUUUGUGACAAUAUGCUGCAGGGACUCGGCAGAUACCUGCGGUGUUUAGGAGUUGAUGUGGUCAUGUUGGAGAACACUGAUGAUCACAGAGAAGCAGCAAAAUUGGCACAAACUGAAGGCCGUGUCAUACUCACAUGUGGGCAGCCAUUCCAAAGUUUGCGGUCCCAGGUGGGUGAAGGUCGCUGUCUCUCCCUGGACUGUUCAGAAAAGGCCAGAGACCAGGCAAUUCGAGUCCUCAAACACUUCAAUGUCCAGCCCACUCCCAGUGACAUAUUCAGCCGCUGUCAGGCUUGUAACAGUGAUCAGUAUGUGGUGGUGCCCAGAGAGGACAUGGUCAGUAUGCUCCAUCAAAGAGGAUUUUUGCAGGAUCCAGAAACUGAUUACACACAACAAACAUCAAACCAACUGGAAGAGGAGAAGCUGACCUCCAGUGUGACCCCUGACCUCCCCAGGUAUGCCCUUCAGUGUCGCUGGGCCCCCCUUUCAGGGUUGGAUCCAGACACUCUGACCUUUCCUGGCGGGGCGCCCAUACAACUCCACACGGUGCCCCCCACCAUUCUGCCGAGGAUACGGCUCUUCUAUGUCUGCACCAGAUGUGGCAAGGUCUUCUGGGAAGGCUCCCACUUUGGUCGUGUCCUUUCCAUGUUUCAGGAUAUCUUUCACAUAACAGAUGAGGAUGAGGAGUCAGCUGCAGCGCCCGUUACAGCAGCACAAUAAAACUGACUGAGGAAGGGAUACCUCAGCGCACAUGACAUCUAAAAACACCCAGAUGUUCUGAUACAUAUGAGCACCCACCUGUCAUAAAAUUCUUGGUUAAUUGACAACAUUACCAUUUAAUAUGUAAACCUUGUUGAAGGAAUACAUUAUUUGGAUAACAUUUAGUUGGAACAUGAAGAAUAAGGCUUCUUGCCUAUUUUGUUUUGGGUGUGUUAUUAAUUUAUUUUAAUGCUUGAAUCAACAGACUACCCUCAAAGGUUGGAUCUGUCUCAACACAUCUGUCAUGUAAUGUUAAUGGAUGAACGGUUAUAUACAUAUCGCUGCUUGUCCCAAAGCUUUUUUAUUACAGUUGGUAUAUAUAAUUCAGUAACAUAAAACUGAUGUUUAUAAGAGUUUGAAACUCACUUUAUUUUCAGUGAACCAAAGAUGGCUUUAACUGAAAUGACAUUUUUACCUUUUUUCACUUUUGUUGUCUGAAUAUAUCCAGUGUUAUCCCAUGCACUUUUAUGGGCAUGUUUACACCUCAGAUUGUUGUUAAAUCAUUUAUAUUGUUUAUUCCUAAAGGGUACUUUGACUCUUUGGGAAAUAACAUCAUCAAACCUUAAAGCACAUGUCAGAGUUGAGCUUGUUCUAUUCAACAUUCUGGGGUUGGAUUUAUUUAAAUGUUUUUACAUAUGGUUCUAAAAAAAUGCAUGUGGGAUAUAACAGGCAUCAUUUCCUUGAUCUUUUUAAUAGUCUGAGACACUGUAUAUUUUCUUCAUGUGUAUAAUAAGGCUGGAAUCUGAAUAUGUGUGAUUAAAAUGAUUUUUGUUUUCAUUAUUAAUCUAUUACAAAUUUGAGUCAGUAAAUGAUUUCUGCCAUUGAAUUGGAGCUUUGUCUAAUAAUAUUCAAGGCUUUUAGUGGUGUUAUCCCUCAACAGUUUCACAGCAUUACUCCUAUAAAAGCAGCAGACAGAUUGAUGAGAUCAUCUUGGCUUCACUCAUGUCUGUCAGGUGUUGAGUGUGGUGUUUCCACCCACAAAGCUUCAGGGUAGAUGGGUCCCAAAGUAACCCAACACAUUUUGCCUGAAUCCCUUCAUAUUUUCUCAUACCUUCUUUUCCAAUCUCCUCCCCACUGCUCAUGAAUCCCACAUCGGAUUUAUGUGAUUACAGUAAAUGGGACUGCCCAGAAAGGUUUUAAGAGAUACAAUGUGAAAAACUUAGCAAUUAAAAAAGAAUAUACUGGUGAUUUCUGGACAAGUGCAUUCCCUGGAUAUUGUUCAGAGUUAAUAUUGUUACUCUCAUAAAAUUUAACAAGUUCUAACUAUUGGCAGUUGUGCACUUUCUUUUAUUGAUAAUUUAACUUGCAUUAAAAAAAAAGCCAAUUAUUUUCACAGACAGGUCAUCUGGUGAGUCACUGCAGCAAAUGUGUUGCUUUCGCAGGGAACGCUUACAUUUCAUUAGCAGCUGAAAACUCAAAGCUACUAAACAUAAAAUCCAUUUAAACUUAGUAAAUGCACACUAUGUAAUUGAGGAUACCCAGACUGAGAAAAUACAUUUCUUAAAGGUAUUUAAAGAGACAAAAUUCUCUGAAAGAUUGGAGCUAAGAUGCUGUGUCAUCUUUAUUACAACUAAGAUUCUGACUAAAAUGGAUCACAAGGAGGCUUAGUAAAUGUUCACAUUGUGUGCCUGUUUUUCCCUUUUCCCAUCUAUUAGCAGUUUGUCUAUGAAAUGUCAGCUGUUUUUAAUAAACAUUGCAGAACUGGGUUCCUGACGAGUUGGGUCUUCUACAUAUACUGCAUAUUAGUAACAUCAGAUUACCAAAUACAUAACCUUAAGGGCAUUACACAAUGUAGGCUUAGGGUUUUGUUGCAGUAAGUAAUGUUAAACCUCUCAUAAUACUGUUAUCUGUAGGGACCUUUUUUAAGUGUUGCAAUUCUUCAAGAGUGAGUGGAAUAAUGGUUUGCUUUUGUCAGAGUUGGAUCUAAACUUGCUACUCGUGGAAAAUCAUGAAAUCUGGGAUAGUGAAUAACCAAGGAACUGUCUUGGACAGUUGGAGAUCAUGAGGAUUACAGUCUCAGACGUGACUUAAAUAUUCUCAGGCAGAGUAUUGCAUGGUGAUAUGAUACGUCUAGUAGUUCAUUCUUCAAGUGGAGUCGUUACAAUUGAAUAAGAAAGAAUCUUUUUUGCAAGUUUGACAUCUUUGUUUAUUGCUAUUUCGUCUUACACCAUGCACAUUGUACACUAUGUCUGCCUGCCAUAUGGGUUACUGACCUUUGAAAAGUGUAAUCCUGUUCAGACACAGCUACAGCUAAGCCCUCAUCAGCCUUUAAAAUAACCAAAACAAGCUUGGUUAAUAAUCCAAAUGUGGGAUUAAAACUGGCUCACACCGACAAUGGUCUUAAAUAGAUUCCAAU